AUGUCACCUAGUCAGAAGUUUCCAGAAACAGACCCAGUGGAUACAUCAUUGAAUGCACCAGAGCCAGAACACUGCCCAGGUCCUAAAUCAGAUUUAGCAGGAAAAGAUGAUGCAUGUAAAGGUUGUGCAAAUCAAGAAAUUUGUUCAUCUCAAUUACCAAAAGGUCCAGAUCCUGAUUUACCAUUAAUAUAUAAAAGAUUAUCAAAUAUACAACAUAAAAUACUAAUACUAUCGGGAAAAGGAGGAGUUGGAAAAUCAACAUUUACAUCGAUGUUAGCAUGGGCCAUUGCAGCAGAUGAAGAUUUAGAAGUAGGAGCAAUGGAUUUAGAUAUAUGUGGACCAUCAUUACCAAGAAUGUUAGGAGCUGGGGAGAAUGAAAAUAUUCAUCAAUCUAACAGUGGGUGGAGUCCAGUUUAUGUUGCUGAUAAUCUAGGAUUAAUGAGUAUAUCUUUUAUGUUACCAGAUACUGAUCUGGCUAUAAUAUGGAGAGGUGGUAAGAAGAAUGGAUUAAUAAAACAAUUUUUAAAAGAUGUGGAUUGGGGUGAUAGAUUAGAUUAUUUACUAGUUGAUACUCCUCCAGGAACAAGUGAUGAACAUUUAUCUGUUACAUCAUUAAUGAAAGAAGUUGGAAUUGAUGGUGCAUUAAUAGUAACAACUCCACAAGAAGUUGCUUUGUUAGAUGUAAGAAAAGAAAUUGAUUUUUGUAAAAAAGCUAAAAUAAAAAUUUUGGGAUUAGUUGAAAAUAUGAGUGGAUUUGUAUGUCCAAAUUGUCAUGGAGAAAGUCAAAUUUUCAAAGCUACAACAGGAGGUGGUGAACAAUUAUGUAAAGAAUUGGGUAUAAAAUUCUUAGGUUCAGUACCAUUAGAUCCAAGGAUUGGUAAAGCGUGUGAUAAUGGUGAAUCAUUUUUUGAUUCAAAUCCUGAUUCUCCUGCUGCUACUGCUAUAUUGGAUGUAGUUGAUGGAUUAAGAGAUCAAGUUGAAUUAAAUAUGAAUGGGUUAAAUUUGAAAUAG
Lodderomyces jiufengensis is the source of this 1011-nucleotide messenger RNA. RefSeq names its product Mrp/NBP35 family ATP-binding protein. The record is from RefSeq and is a predicted model, not a curated record. Lineage: Eukaryota; Fungi; Ascomycota; Pichiomycetes; Serinales; Debaryomycetaceae. The coding region runs from base 1 to 1011 and encodes 336 amino acids. Gene Ontology annotation, biological process: iron-sulfur cluster assembly. The transcript has a single exon. Gene Ontology annotation, molecular function: ATP-dependent FeS chaperone activity; 4 iron, 4 sulfur cluster binding; ATP binding. Gene Ontology annotation, cellular component: cytosol.